GCGAGUUUCCAUAUGAUUAACUUGUUCCUGCUCUGCUUCCUCUGUGCUCCACUCAUGUGUCUCUCUUCUUCCAUCUCCGGUGGCUUCUCCAUAUUGAGAGACCAUGACAGCCUUCGAAAGUUUGCCUCAGAGGAACAAGUCUACGGACUUUUCCGAUUGUGGCAGAAGCAGCACCGACGGGUCUACCCAAACCCACAAGAAGAAGCAAAUAGAUUCCAGAUUUUCCAAAGCAACUUGAAGCACAUCAAUGAGAUGAAUGCCAAGAGAGAAUCUCCCUCGCAGUCCCGUCUUGGUCUGAACAAAUUUGCAGAUUUAAGUCCCGAGGAGUUCAGGGAAAUCUACCUGCACAACGUAAACAUGGCGCCCAACACUGCUACCAAGUUCAAGAAGGACGACUCCUGUGAUCAUGACGUGCCUGCUUCUCUAGAUUGGAGACAAAAAAAUGCUGUCACUUCAGUUAAAGACCAAGAAAACUGCAAAAGCGACUGGGCAUUCUCAGUGGUGGGAGCCAUAGAAGGGAUAAAUGCAAUAAACACGGGGAAGCUGAUCGAACUUUCAGCACAACAACUGGUGGACUGUGACCCAAAAAGCCAUGGUUGUGCGGGAGGAUUCUACUUCGACGCAUUUGGUUGGGUUAUAGAUAAUGGUGGCAUAGAUACAGCAGCUGAUUAUCCAUAUACAGCCACAAACGGUUCUUGCCAGCAAUGGAAAAAGGCUGUUAGUAUCAGUGCCUUGUCCUUUAUUGCAUUUGGCACAGACGAUGCAAUCUUGUGUGCCGUUGCUCAGCAGCCUGUCACCACCAGUGUGAAUGCCGUCGAUUUCCAAUUUUACACUGGCGGAAUCUAUGGAGGCGACAACUGCGAUAAGAAUUCGACGACAGCCACGUUGGUGGUGCUGAUCGUGGGAUACGGAACAGAGAAUGGGGAAGAUUACUGGAUAGUGAAGAACACAUGGGGACAAGACUGGGGAGAGAAAGGCUACAUAAGGAUCAAGAGGAACGCUGGGUGGCCUUAUGGCGUAUGUGCUCUUAAUUUUGCUGUUGGCUACCCAACGCAAAGCACCUCUUCUUCGUCAUCGUCAUCCACUUCCUAUGGGGCUGUCCUCCAGGCCUAGACUAACUAUGUUACUUCGUGGUACUUUUGUAUUAUGUGUAUGUCGUACGUAAGCCACGCUUCUGUGUUGCUGUGUCGGAGUUGGACAUGUUACUUACAUAGUCACGUGUCUUCUCUACUAAUAAAUAAUGUAUCCUUCGGCUCUGCAACUCUGUGGUGCGUCAGGUUGUUACUGAAUAAUAUUGAUGUUGUGCUGCG
This is a messenger RNA of Neltuma alba, 1310 nucleotides long. Its product is annotated as ervatamin-B. Lineage: Eukaryota; Viridiplantae; Streptophyta; Magnoliopsida; Fabales; Fabaceae. Bases 13 to 1113 code for a protein of 366 amino acids. Gene Ontology annotation, biological process: proteolysis. Gene Ontology annotation, molecular function: cysteine-type peptidase activity. The record is from RefSeq and is a predicted model, not a curated record. The transcript is spliced from 4 exons.